This is a messenger RNA of Echinococcus granulosus, 1455 nucleotides long. Its product is annotated as Tryptase. The record is from RefSeq and is a predicted model, not a curated record. Gene Ontology annotation, molecular function: serine-type endopeptidase activity. The transcript has 6 exons. Lineage: Eukaryota; Metazoa; Platyhelminthes; Cestoda; Cyclophyllidea; Taeniidae. The coding region runs from base 1 to 1455 and encodes 484 amino acids. Gene Ontology annotation, biological process: proteolysis.
AUGGCGAGAUCGCGGCCCCUUUGGAUCGUUUUCGUCUGUCUCUUCGCCACCGCCGCUCUUGGCUUGGAGCUCACUCUCGAUCCAGAUGAACUCGUUAAGGCGCAGCGAGAGAGUCACGGUGGCUUCUACUUUUACGACUCAAAUGGCGCAACACUGAUGUUUAAUCGCAGCCUCUUCGUCUACCGCGAGAACAUUUACGACGGCUGGUCGCGGUGGAGUGAGUGUUCCCCCCAUACCUGCCUCGAACAUCGCUAUCGUCGCUGUGUGGACGACUCCUACACUCAACCGGUCAACUACCUCACCUCCUCUGCCCGCAUCUGCCCCUUCAAGUACAUUGCAGAGGAGAGACCGUGUGAAGACAAGUCCAACUGCAUCAUCAACUCGAAACCGUCAGAAGAACUAACUAGAAUGCAAGAAAAGUGCGGCAUCAGAGGAUCGUUUGAUAAAAAUACUGCAAAGCCCAGCCGUCGAAGAUGGAAAGAUAUGGACGAUGAUGAAGCCGAUGACGCUGAGGCCGAAGAACGUGGCGAGUACGAGUCCGAAAGGCUACCAUAUAGCUUAAAGAUUCUUGGUGGAAAAAGCGCCAAAUCAAAGAGCUGGCCGUGGCAUGUUGGAAUCUACAAAGCAGCCAAUUACAACGCUUCCGAGGGAUUGACUCGCUUGAAGUCUGAAAACAUCAUAUGCGGGGGCACACUGAUUACACCACGAUGGGUUCUGACUGCGGCGCACUGCUUAAAGCCAAUUUUCGGCUCCUCGAAUGCCUUGCCUUUUGGCAUUCCAGCGCCAUUGAACACGGACGAGAUGAAGCCCAUUUUCCUGCUCGUUCGAGCCGGUGACACUGUUCUGGAGGGUACGCGUACUCGAAACGAGCAGGAGAGCGAUCAUGUGGUCGACCUGGUCGUCAUUCAUCCGGAUUGGGUUGCCCAACGUGUUGAUAGUCCAUUCGAUGUAGCUCUGUUGAGACUCGAGACACCUGUGAACAUUGAGAGUGACGGUGCGGGCGUUGCUUGCGUACCCAAAAAUGCAGAUGCAACACCGGCGGAGGACGCAGUUUGCUUCUCCGUUGGCUGGGGUGAGAAAUCUCGACCCAUAAGCAAGCCGCGACGCCGCCGUCCUACCUUCUUUAAUCCCUUCUUCUGGCCUUUUGGUCGUUUGUGGGAACGUCGACCACAGCGACCCACUUCCUUGAAUGAGAUUAGGGUCUCCAUCGACCCACCUGAGAAGUGCUUCCAUCAUGACGAUGAAAAUGAGGCCCAAAUCUGCGCUGGCAGCUCUAAUAAGGGCGUUUGCGCAGGCGACACAGGAGGUGGACUCUUCUGCCGAAAUGAGGAGGAUGGACGGUGGUACGUGUACGGUGUGAUGGGCUCGGGACCCACGCAGUACUGUAAGUCACGUCGUUGGCUCUACAACUCGGUGGGCAGUGUCAUCCAGUGGAUCAACCGCUACGCAGUCUAA